This is a messenger RNA of Camponotus floridanus (Florida carpenter ant), 1705 nucleotides long. RefSeq names its product stabilizer of axonemal microtubules 1-like. The transcript is spliced from 12 exons. Bases 89 to 1465 code for a protein of 458 amino acids. The record is from RefSeq and is a predicted model, not a curated record. Gene Ontology annotation, molecular function: microtubule binding. Gene Ontology annotation, cellular component: centriole; sperm flagellum; cytoskeleton. Gene Ontology annotation, biological process: microtubule anchoring. NCBI's taxonomy places the organism in Eukaryota, Metazoa, Arthropoda, Insecta, Hymenoptera, Formicidae.
UAGGCAAAUUCCGCAGCAGUCAAUUAUUGAAGCAAAAAAUAAAAUUCGGCUAGGUCAUGAUGCAUGUUGCAACUGUUGCUGCUGUUGUAUGCCACAGCCCACAUGCUACAAAUAUAUCCAACCGGAGGUAUCGAAAUCCUUCGCGCCUCUUCGUUAUUAUUCGAAAUCGGACGUACCAAUGGAAAAAGAUACAACAUAUCGACUCUCUUACUGGGAAGGCCCGAGUUCUACAGUGGAACCUAUCCGUCCCGAGGACAAUCUGAUAUGCGGUGACGCACCAAUAUCUGACGAAACGACACAUAAAAUGAGUUAUUUUGGCAACUGGUGCGUGAAAACAGAUCCGCCAAUAACACCCUGCGACAGGCAAUUGCUAGGUAGAGGUCCGAUGGAAGAUGUCACGACACAUAAACACGAUUAUUUAUGGAAAUACACCGAUCGUAUUCAACCCAUAAAAGUGCAGGAUAAUUUGUAUUGUCCCUGUGCUGCUUUGUCCGACGAUACGACGUAUCGUUUGAGCUACUACAACUCCUCCUGCUUAAUUCCCACACCUUCUUAUGCGCCGAUUAAAAAAUAUGUCAAAUCGGAUGUACCAAUGGAAGAUUAUACGACUUAUAAGCUUAGUUAUUGGCCGAAUGAGAUCCCUAUAAAAGAGGAGCAAUCAAAAAGAGAAUAUUGUCGCCCGGUGACGCCGAUGGACGGAUGCACGACUUAUAGAUUAAGUUACUGGCCUCACUGCGGUGAAAAGCCUCCCGAACCUUUUAUCCAGCCGGAGAACGAAAACUUAUUGAACGGCGGUUGCUGCUUCGAUGACAAUACCACGUAUCGUCUUAGCUAUUUCGGGUGUGGCGGUGAUAAGCCGCCAGAUCCCAUUCGCCAGCCUGGCAAUAUAAUUUUUUCACCAUGUCCGCUCUCUCAUGACACCGUCAAUCGGCUGAGUUUCCUGGGCAAUUGGUGCAUCAAACAGGAAACACCUAUCACGCCUUGCCAUAAGGAAUUAUUAGGCAGAGGCCCGAUGCAGGAUGAAACUACUCAGAAGCACGAUUACACCUGGAAACGUGUGAUACCGCCGACAGAGUUUCGGCCAGAAAACAAUCUCACUUUCUCGCCUUCGCCGCUAGAAUCCUGCACGACUCAUAGAUUAUCUUACAUACCGAACAAUCAUGAAUAUCUGCUGCCUAAUAAAUCGUACGCACCCAUAUGCAAGUAUCAGCAAUCUGACGUUCCGAUGGAAUCCGAGACUACGAUGCGACUGAGUUACCAACCCGUGGAAUCAGCUGAUCAGAUCGAGAAAUCAUGCUCUGUGGCUGCCUACUAUCCACCCGUUAAUCCUAUGGAGGACAAUACCACGUACAAUUUGAGCUACAUUCCGCCUGGAACUCUCGUUCCACUGUCAUCCUGUUCCACUUCUUGUCGCUCUGCCAAGGAUUAUGAAAUGUCACCGCAACAAUCUUGUUCCGCAUCAUAAAUGAGAGAUGAUAUUAAAUCAUGCGAAUGCAUAUAUGAAUGUAAAUGUCUGCAAUGUGUGUACAUUGUUGUGAUAAUAAAAUGUCCUUGUGUAUUAUGACUUUUUAAUACUAUGCGAAAAUUGAGCAAAACGAUUAAAACAAUUUUACAAUCGCACUUUUACAGUUAUCAUAAUCAUGUAUGAUCAAUUGCAAUGUGAAACUUUUCUUUUUAACUUUUCUGCUGUACUAUAUAAAAAAAA